AUGUGUCAACUACGCCACAACAAAGCACAUAUUGUAAAAGGCGCUGUCUGGCUAAGGUCCCAGGAAGACUUCAUCACCUGCCGCCCUUUGAAGUAUACAGUUGGUAUAGUCACCUACCAGGAAAUCAAUUCUUCAGUCAGGCGCUUCAGCGGUAAAGGAUAUAGAAAUGAAGACACGUGGAGAAAUCAGAGAGACGGCAAACACUAUGUAUCUGUGGUCUACUUCUUGGCCAGGAAGGGUCAGCUGGUCGACUCCAGUUACAAAGUCUCAUCUGAGGGAUUCAAGGACGCCCGCGUACGCUAUUCCACGACCACGUCACUCCAAGAUCUAAAUUUCGAAGACGUGGUAUACACCAUAAAUUAUACGCCUGACAAAGGAGAGAGAUUUGUAUUCUUGCGCCAGGACGGGCGAUUGGUUAAUACACAUGGGGCAUUGAUUCGCGACCCUGAGAAAUUGGACAGGAUUCGGUGGAACCCAAUGGAUAGUGGCAUCGACCUAAAGGAGUUGAAACAAAAAAGGUUUCACGAAUUGACGCCAUCUUAUAUGAUAAGGUGUACAAUACACGCCGUAAUGACAGGCGUGAAUUGCAAGUAUUGCGUCAUGAUGUUUUCUACAAAUGGACAACAACAUACCUUCUGCAAUAAUUUCCAAGUAAAAUCAACUACAGAUAUCCAACAGAUUUCAGAGAAUUUGCCUCAAAGCUUCGGUUUCGGACAGCGACAAGUUGCGCCUGCGCGGGCAACUAAACCAGCUUCCACGGGUGCUCCCGAGAGGCCUACAAAGAAGACCUCCAAAGCAGCCAAUAUUGUGAUUGGCGGGCAGAACGAACAAUCCACAUGGCCAGCAACAGAGGAUAUCUCAAAGGAGGCUCGAGAUGUGAGGGAUUUUAAUGGUGUCUCUCCUGUCAGAAGCCAUCCAUUACUCAACAAUCUCUUGGAUACACCUUGUCGCCCCGCGAAGCGCAAAUGUUCCUAA
Botrytis porri is the source of this 975-nucleotide messenger RNA. RefSeq lists its product as uncharacterized. NCBI's taxonomy places the organism in Eukaryota, Fungi, Ascomycota, Leotiomycetes, Helotiales, Sclerotiniaceae. The record is from RefSeq and is a predicted model, not a curated record. The transcript has 2 exons. The coding region runs from base 1 to 975 and encodes 324 amino acids.